This is a messenger RNA of Ylistrum balloti, 4830 nucleotides long. Its product is annotated as multidrug resistance-associated protein 1-like. Gene Ontology annotation, molecular function: ATP hydrolysis activity; ATP binding; ABC-type transporter activity. NCBI's taxonomy places the organism in Eukaryota, Metazoa, Mollusca, Bivalvia, Pectinida, Pectinidae. Gene Ontology annotation, cellular component: membrane. The transcript is spliced from 29 exons. The coding region runs from base 23 to 4672 and encodes 1549 amino acids. The record is from RefSeq and is a predicted model, not a curated record. Gene Ontology annotation, biological process: transmembrane transport.
CGUGCAGCCAGUGUGUGACACCAUGGUGAACAUUGAAGAUUUCUGCGGCAAGAAAGGUGGAGCGAUAUGGGAUAAUGAUCUGCUGUUUAACAAUACCUACCCACAAUUUACGGAGUGUUCCCAGAAUACAUUGCUGGUGUGGGUACCAUGUGGUUUCCUGUGGUUUACCCUGCCGUUCUACCUGUACGGACUUUGUACAUCUAAUGGGAUACCACUCCCUCUGUCUAGCCUCAACAUCACAAAAACCUUUCUGAGUCUGGUGCUGUUUAUUGUCACGGCAGUAGAGAUGGUUAGAUUGGGGAGUGACAAGGCAGACAAUCACAAAGAAGUUCCGACGGCACAGUUUGUGGCUGGAUCAAUAAAAGCUGCCUCAUUUGCAUUGACAGCCCUACUAAUUCAGCUAGAGAAAAGAAGUGGUUUUAUCACUUCAGGCAUCCUGUUUCUUUACUGGUUACUUAUGACUAUUGCUGGGAUUGUUCCGUUUUACAGCAAAAUCAUACAAAAGGUGUAUGAAGACGAUCUAUUCACCUUUAUUAUGUUCUAUGUGUAUUGGGCAGCCCUGUGCCUACAGUUAAUCUUACACUGUAUUGCUGAAAAAGUUACACGCCGUGGUUACAACUUAGUUGGAGAGAAGCCGUGCCCAGAGAUCUCGUCCUCCUUCUUAAGUAGACUGGUGUUUUGGUGGAUGAAUCCAUUGGUGUUGUCUGGGUACAAGAAAGACCUUAAAGAGGAUGACAUCUGGAACCUGAAUCCCCGGGACGCACACACCACUGUCAAUCCAAAAUUCUCGAAAGCAUGGAAGGCGGAGCUUGACAAAUGGAAAAUUAGAGAAAGUACAAGUGUGGUAUUUAAUCAAGGAGCACACAUACAAGAACACCGUAAAGCCUCAGAAAAAACACCACUUCUACGACAAAGAACGCAAACUUCAGAGGUGGAGUUUCACGGAACUAAAGUGGAAAAGAAGAAAAACAAAGCUUCAUUGUUCAGGGUGUUAGUUCGAGUCUAUGGACUGGAUUUCCUGAGAGCUUGGGGCUGUAAAUUCCUGUAUGAUCUUCUCCAGUUUGUUAGUCCCACAUUACUGGGAGUGUUGAUAGCCUACACAGACAACAAGGCGAAUGAGCAAGCGUGGAAAGGCUAUGUCUUCGCUGCAUCAUUCUUCGUUGUGGCUUUUGUUCAGUCGUUGUGCUUCCAUCAAAACUUCCACAUCGGUAUGACAACUGGAAUGCGGAUAAGAUCGGCUUUGAUUACAGCUGUUUAUAAAAAGUCACUCUGUAUGAAUAGUGAGGCUAAGAAACAGAAGACCGUGGGAGAAAUUGUCAAUCUCAUGUCUGUCGACUGUCAGAGGAUGCAGGACCUCUCGGGCUACUUGUGGAUGUUGUGGUCAGCUCCAGUCCAGAUCAUUUUGGCCAUGUGGCUUUUAUGGAAUCAGCUGGGACCCUCUGUCCUUGCAGGUCUAGGGGUGAUGAUCCUACUUAUUCCACUCAACAUGUUCAUCUCUAUUAAACAAAGAGCACUUCAAGUGAACCUGAUGAAACUCAAAGACAAAAGACUCAAACUUAUGAGUGAAGUUCUCAACGGUAUGAAGGUCCUGAAACUUUAUGCCUGGGAACCAUCUUUUCAAGAAAAAAUUUUGGAACUAAGAAAUAAAGAAUUGGACAUUCUCAAGAAAUAUGCGUAUCUGCAGGCGUUUAGUACAUUUUCUUUCACGUGUGCCCCGUUUUUGGUAACCUUGGCAACAUUUGCAACAUAUAUCUUGGCCUCUAAUGAACACUACUUGGACGCUGGGAAAGCAUUUGUGUCUUUGUCGCUGUUCAACAUUUUGCGCUUCCCAAUCAACCUUCUACCCAUGAUGGUAUCCUAUAUUGUACAGGCAAAUGUCUCCAUUGGUAGAAUUGCUGAUUUCCUGAAAAUGGGUGAUCUAGACCCAGAAAAUGUCCAACAUAAUCGAUCAGACUCUGCGGCCAUUGUGAUCAAAGAUGGAACUUUUACCUGGGAUGAAAAUUUAACACCAGCCCUGAGAGGCAUCAAUCUCACUGCAGAUGUGGGUAAAUUAAUUGCAGUGGUCGGACAGGUUGGUUGUGGAAAAUCCUCACUGAUUUCAUCCAUACUGGGAGAUAUGGAGAAACUCCGAGGGCGAGUCAAUGUCAAGGGGUCGGUAGCAUACGUCCCACAACAAGCUUGGAUCCAGAAUGCCACUGUACAGGACAACAUCCUGUUUGGGUCCGAAAUGAAUCAAUGUACAUAUGAUGAUGUCCUUGAUGCAUGUGCCCUUCGUCCUGACCUUGAGAUCCUCACAGCAGGAGACAUGACAGAAAUUGGAGAGAAGGGUAUAAAUUUGAGUGGAGGCCAGAAACAGAGAGUAAGUCUGGCCAGAGCUGUGUAUAACAAUGCCGACAUAUACUUACUUGAUGAUCCUCUCAGUGCUGUCGACUCACACGUAGGCAAACACAUUUUCCAGAAAGUUGUCGGAAGUAAGGGAUUACUUCGAAACAAGACUCGUCUCCUCGUGACUCACGGCAUUCAUUGGUUACCGAUGGUGGACUCUAUAAUCGUACUAGUGGAUGGACAAGUGUCUGAGAUGGGAUCGUACGAAGAACUCCUUGACCAUGAUGGUGCCUUCGCUCAGUUCCUAAAAACAUAUCUGACACAGGACAAUGAAGAUGAUGCUGGAGAAGACGAUCCAGAAAUUCAAGAAGUAAAAAGUAAGAUUCUUCAAAGACUUGAGUCUGUAACCUCUGACACAGCAACGUCUGGGGACGAGUCUCACAUUAGGGCACGGAAAAGGAAAACUUCAGAGAGCAAACCAAAUCUGGCCAGGUCGAUUUCAACAGCUGUGGAUGCAAAAUGUGAGAAAACAGCACCAGUUAAAACCAACAAGGAGAAAGAUGUUCUGAUAAAAGAAGAAACACAACAGGAAGGUGCUGUAAAAAGGAAAAUUUUCAUGAGGUAUGCCCGAGCUGUCGGACUUCUUGCCACAUUAAUCAUAUUUCUGCUAUUUAUCUGCUACCAAGGUGCAAGCGUGGGUUCCAAUAUCUGGUUAAGUGUUUGGACAGACGACAAAGAUCUCGCAAAUGUGUCAAACGCCAACACCACCGCAUACAAGAACAAAAACUACACCUACUUAGGGGGUUAUGCAGCAUUCGGUAUUGGACAAGCAUUUCUUAUAAUGGUCUACUCAUUACUAGCAUCUCUGUGUCAAGUCAGGGCUGCAGCCAAGCUCCAUCUCGGAAUGCUAGAAAAUGUGAUGAAGGGGCCUAUGUCUUUCUUUGAUACAACUCCGAUUGGACGUAUUGUAAACAGGUUUUCUAGGGACAUUGAGACGAUAGACAGUAUUCUGCCAGGAACAACCAGGUUUUUUAUACAGCAAUGUUUCGGCACGCUGGCUACGUUUGUUAUCAUCACUUACAGUACUCCGAUCUUCCUCAGUGUUAUCAUACCCCUCUUUGUUGUCUACUACUUGUCGCAGCGAUUCUAUGUGCCGACAUCUCGUCAGCUACAACGUAUUGAGUCUACAACUCGCUCCCCGAUCUAUACCCACUUCAGUGAGACUAUAGCUGGUGCAUCUACCAUAAGAGCGUACGGACAACAGGACAGAUUUAUAGAAACUUCUGUCCAGCGAGUCGACAAAAACAUUCUGUUUUUCUUUGCCAGGAUUGCCUCCAACAGAUGGCUGGGGACUCGACUGGAGUUUGUCGGGAAUUUGAUUGUGUUUGCGGCGGCUCUGUUUGCUGUGCUAUCUAAUGAUGUCAGCAGUGGAACAGUCGGCCUCUCCGUGUCCUAUGCUCUGUCGAUUACAUCAGCCUUAAACCUGCUUGUACAACAAGCAAGUAACCUGGAAACAAACAUUGUGUCAGUUGAACGUGUUCAGGAAUAUGCAGAGACACAGACUGAGGCAGCAUGGGUUCUGCCCUUCAGAAGACCUCCACAUGAUUGGCCCGAUAAAGGUCAUGUUAGGUUCAAUGACUACAAAACAAGGUACCGAGAGGGACUUGAUCUUGUACUAAGGGGAGUUAACUGUGAAAUACAGGGCGGUCAAAAGGUUGGAAUUGUGGGUCGAACUGGUGCUGGAAAAUCGUCCCUUACUGUGGCUUUGUUCCGCCUGAUUGAGCCGGCAGGCGGAAGUAUUGUCAUUGAUGGCCAGAGUAUUGCUAACAUGGGUCUCCAUGACCUCCGGUCAAAACUGACCAUCCUCCCUCAGGACCCUGUUUUGUUUUCCGGUACACUGAGGAUGAACCUUGACCCCUUUGAUGUGUACACAGAUGAUCAGCUGUGGAAGGCCAUUGAGCAUGCUCAUUUGAAGAAAUUUGUAUCAGAUCUUCCAGAGGGUCUGAUGCAUGAGUGUGGAGAAGGGGGAGAGAACUUAAGCGUUGGACAACGACAGCUGGUGUGUCUGGCUCGGACGUUACUGAGGAAGACGAAGAUCUUGAUUCUUGAUGAAGCUACGGCUGCAGUUGACAUGGAAACGGAUGAUCUGAUACAGAACACCAUUAGGACGGAGUUCAAAGACUGCACCAUCUUCACCAUCGCCCAUAGACUAAACACCAUUAUGGACUAUGACAGGGUCAUGGUUCUGGAUCAAGGACUAAUUAAAGAGUUUGACAGCCCAGAUAACUUAAUCAAGAAUAAAUCUUCUGCAUUCUACAGCAUGGCAAAGGAUGCCAACUUAGUAUAGUAAUAAUGUAUGGGAAUUCCAAAACAGAACUGUAAUUAGCUAGUAAUAAGUCCAUGUCUGGUAAUAAGACCAUGUCUGGUAAUAAGUCCAUGUCUGGUAAUAAGUCCAUGUCUGGUAAUAAGUCCAUGUCUGGUAAUAAGACCAUGUCUGGCAAUAAG